AUGCAGCGCGUCGCAGGCGGUCGCGAUACCGUACGGGAAGUGUCUCACCGCGUAAACAUCCAAACUUUGUCCAACAAUCCUCCAUCAUCCAUUACCAAGAAGAAGCAGACAUCCUCCAUCAUGGAGCAAGCACCUCCAUCGACCCUUUGUGACUUCCUCCUCGCUCACCCAAAGUUCACCAAAGCCCGCCUUCCGUCCCUGUUCUCGGAUUUCACCUCGCAACGGGAAUCGAAUCCAGAUGGAUACGCAGCGAAUGUAACGGCGUGGAAGAGUGCGAUUGAGGCUGCAGCGAAGGCUGGGGCCUUUAGAAACAGUGAGGAUAGGUUGGUAUUGGAGACGGGGCCGUCGUUGUUGAGGGAUGCAAGUAGCAGGGAGUGGGGGAGUCCGCUUGGGUUGGGUGCUGUGAUUGCUUCGUUACUCUCAAGUGGAGAUUUGAUACCACUAACAACAUAUACGUCACAACAGCAGAGCAUCUAUGCUUCGUCUUCGUGGUCGGUGGGUGCGAUACUAUCAUGGGGGUUUCGCAAAGUUAUCGGAGAACGGCAGCCGUCAGUUGACCUUUCGAAAACUGAGAAAUACGUCAUGGUUCAGAACCUGGAGUCCGCAGCAAACAAUGUUCUCCGUCUUGCGUGCUCCCGGAUCUCAUCGCCAUACACCGAUCCUAUCUACUCAACACAAACGUUCACAGAGACCUUCGCAGCAACGGCAGUACCUGGAACCACGCUCUCUGCCACCGAUGUGAAAGCAUUGUUGACGUUCCUCUCAAGAGACAAAGGCGAGAUCCGUAUUGAUGGUGACACAAUUAAGUUCAAGUCAUCGCCAGGCGCUGAACUACCAGCCGAAAUUACUGAAGCAGACCACUCCGUCGCAAAACUGCACACAGCUAUCCUGAACCUUACACGUCAAAUCGAUGCUCUCACGGAACGCUCGACUGCCUACGACCAAGCAGCGCGUGCGGCUGUAUCGAAGGGACAGAAGACCCUUGCGCUCUCAUCAUUGAAGAGCAAGAAACUCGCAGAAGUUGCGCUCGGUCAACGUGCGGGGACUCUUCACCAACUACAAGAGAUCAUUCAGAAGGUGGAUCAAGCAAAUACGGACGCCUCCACCAUCUCCAUCAUGGAAUCAGGUGCGAAGGUCCUGGAGGGGUUGAUGAAAGACAUUGGUGGCGUACAGCGCGUUGACGAAGUCGUCGACCGUGUUAGGAGGGGUGUGGAGGAUGUCGAUGAGGUUAGCGGGAUUAUAGCCGAGCUUGGGAAGGAGACGGCGGAGGUUGACGAGGAUGAGUUGGAGGCCGAGUUUGCUGGGUUGAUGGAGGAGGGGGAGAAAGAGGAGAAGCAGAAGCAGAAGGAGGAGGAGAAGAAGGCAGAGAGGACGGCGGAAGAGGAAGACGAAUUGCUCAGGAGGCUUAAGGGGAUCAGGUUGGAUGGGGUGAAGGCUUUGGACAAGGAGGUGGAGAAGAGGACGGAGACGGAGAAGAAGGCGGAGCCGCUGGCGGCUUAG
Molecule: messenger RNA, 1500 nt
Organism: Saitoella complicata NRRL Y-17804
Lineage: Eukaryota; Fungi; Ascomycota; Saitoellomycetes; Saitoellales; Saitoellaceae
Exons: 2
Coding region: 1-1500 (499 amino acids)
Biological process (GO): vesicle budding from membrane; late endosome to vacuole transport via multivesicular body sorting pathway
Cellular component (GO): cytoplasmic side of plasma membrane; ESCRT III complex; multivesicular body
Source: RefSeq, a predicted model, not a curated record